CUAGAAAGAGAAGUUUCCCGAACUUGCCCCAAGAAGAGAGGAGCAAGAGAAGAGAGAGCAAGCACCGAGGCUGGGCGCAUCGCCCUGGCCCCGGCAUAACCAGGGGAGGGCAGAGCCCUGGAGGCCCCAGACCGUUCCCCAGCAUUGCCAGGGCCACAUCAGGGGGCCUUCGACAGGAGCUGAGCUGAGGGGUGAACACAUCCCUCCCGGGGCCUCUGUCCCUCAGAUGUGUUCUAGUGGCCCGGAUCCACCAAGGAUUUCCUCUUGGCUACUCCGUUUUCAGCCCUUUGGGCUGCUUCUCGGCAACCCUGCUGAGACAUGAGCGUUACUGCUAAUUGUCCUUUCGCAAAUGAAGAAACUGAGGCUCAGAAAGGUGAAGUAACUCAUCCAAGUUCACCAGGCAGGUAAGCACCAAGUUGGCACAAUGGUGGGGCUGGGAGCCUGCACCCUGACUGGAGCGGCCCUGAUCUUCUUGCUACUCCCUAAAAGUCUGGAGAGCUGUGGGCACAUCAGGAUCUCAGUCCCCAUUGUCCGCCUGGGGGAUCCCGCCAUGGCCUCCUGCACCGUCAGCCCAAACUGCAGCAAACUGGACGGAGAGCCACGGAUCCUAUGGAGACUGGAAGAUGGACCGAACCAGCCGGGAGACAAACAGUGGCGACUGUCUGAUGGGACCCAGGAAUCCACCAUCACUCUGCCUCACGUGAACCACACCAAGGCCUUUCUCUUCUGCUUAGUGCCGUGGGCCAACAGCUUCCAGGUCCUGGAUCAAGCUGAGAUUCGGGCAGGCUACCCUCCUGCCAGCCCCUCCAACCUGUCCUGCCUCAUGUACCUCACCACCAACAGCCUGGUCUGCCAGUGGGAGCCAGGCCCUGAGACCCACCUGCCCACCAACUUCACCCUAAAGAGCUUCAGGAGCCGGGCUGACUGUCGGUACCAGGAGGACUCCAUCCCGGACUGUGUGCCGGGGGACAGGCAGAACACUUGCUCCAUCCACCGUAAACACUUGCUCCUGUACCAGAAUAUGGUCAUCUGGGUCCAAGCGGAGAACGCGCUAGGGACCAGCGAGUCCCCAAAGCUGUGCCUUGACCCCAUGGAUGUCGUGAAAUUGGAGCCUCCCGUGCUGCAGGCCCUGGACGUUAACCCUGACCUAGUCCCACGCCAGCCCGGCUGCCUGUGGCUGAGCUGGAAGCCAUGGGAGCCUGGUGGUUUCAUGGAGCAGGAGUGCGAACUCCGCUACCAGCCACAGCUUAGGGGAGCCAACUGGACGCUGGUGUCCCACCUGCCUUCCAGCAAGGACCAGUUCAAGCUCUGCGGGCUCCACCAGGCGCCAGUAUACACUCUGCAGAUUCGAUGCAUCCGCUCACCUCUGCCUGGACUCUGGAGCAGCUGGAGCCCUGGCCUGCAGCUGAGGCCCAGCCUUAAGGCCCCUACCAUCAGACUGGACACAUGGUGGAAAAAGAAGCAACUGGAGCCUGGGACUGUGAAUGUGCAACUGUUCUGGAAGCCAACGCCCAUGCAGGAAGACAGCGGGCAGAUCCAGGGGUACCUGCUCUCUUCGAGCCCCUCAGAUCAACAAGGGCCGGACAGACACCUCUGCAACACCACGGAACUCAGCUGUAUCUUCCACCUGCCCUCAGGGGCCCAGAACGUGACCCUUGUGGCCUAUAACACAGGGGGGACCUCUCCUCCUAGUCCAGUGGCUUUCUUAGAGAACCAAGGUCCAGCUGUGACCAGACUCCACGCCAUGGCCCAAGACCCAGAUAGCAUCUGGGUAGACUGGGAAGCACCCAGCUCCCUGCCUCAGGGCUAUCUGAUUGAGUGGGGCUGCGGGACCAAUUCCAACAAUAAGACCUGGAGGAUGGAGCCCAAUGGGAACAUCACUGGAAUUCUGUUACAGGAAAACAUAAAUCCCUUUCAGCUCUAUGAAAUCACCGUGGCUCCCCUAUAUCCAGGCAUCGUUGGACCCUCUGCAAAUGUCUACACCUACUCUGGAGAGAGAGCCCUCCCUCAUGCUCCAGAGCUACAUCUAAAGCACAUUGGCAGGACCUGGGCACAGGUGGAGUGGGUCCCUGAGACCUCUUGGCUCGGGAUGAUACCCCUCACCCACUAUACCAUCUUCUGGACUAAUGAUCAGAAUCAGUCUUUUUCCAUCACCCUGAACGUCUCCUUCCAUGGCUUUGUCCUGGACCACCUGGAACCGGCCAGUUUAUAUCAUGUCUACCUCAUGGCCACCAGCCGGGCAGGGUCCUCCAACAGCACAGGCCUAACCCUGAUGACCUUGGCCCUAGAGACAUCUGAGCUACAAGUUUUCCUGGGCCUGCUUGUCUUCCUAAUUUCAUUCGUCAGCUUCUGUGGGACCGUCUGGUUCUGCUGUAAGCACAGCAGGAAGAAUUUCUUCUGGCCAAAUGUACCAGAUCCAGCCCACAGCAGCCUGAGAUCCUGGGUGCCCACGGUCAUGACUGAGGAAAUCUUCCAGCUGCCCAGCCUCUGGGACGCUGGCAUGCCACCAGUCACCAAGAUCACUGUGCUGGAGGAAGAUAAGAAACUGGCCAAUUGGGAUUCCAGUGACAACUCUCAGACUAGCAGCCUCCCUACCCUGGUUCAGGCCUACGUGCUCCAAGGAGAUCCAAGAGCAACUUCCAACCAGUUCCAACCCUCCUCUGGCACUAAUGACCAGGUCCUUUAUGGUCAGGUCCUGGGGAGCCCCACCAGCCCAGGAGUAAUGCGGUACCUUCGCUGUGAUUCCACUCAGCCCCUUUUGGGGGGCCUCACACCCAGCCCUAAAUCUUAUGAAAACAUCUGGUUCCAUCCAAGACACCAGGAGACCUUUGUGCCUCAACCUCCAAGCCAGAAAGAUGACUGUGUCUUUGGGCCAUCGUUUGAUUUCCCCCGCUUUCAGGGGCUCCAGGUCCAUGGAGUUGAAGAACAAGAAGGCUUCUAGCACUUUCUGGGUCCUUGAAUCUUGGAGGCCUUGGCCAGUUCAGAGGAAAAGAGCCCUCCACUGAAACCUACUGGCCCUAAGAGAUGCAGAAAGGCCUAAUCUGCUCCAUCCCUGACCACUAGUACCCCUCCUUCACCCCAGCCUCCACAGGCUGCAACCCCAGGACACCCUCAUACUCUCAAGAUCCAGAUAGAGACUGCUUCCAGCCCACCACUCUGUUUCCCACAAUUUCAGUCUGUUAAACUGAUUUUAGAAUUUGAGUUAGGGCUGGUGUUUUCAGAAAUUCUUGCUAGAUAUGGUGGUCAACAUGCCCAUCAUUCCAACACAGGAAGAAGAAGCAAAAAGAUUGCAAGUUCCAGGCCAGCCUGGGCUACAUAAGGAGAUCCUGUCUCAAAAAUUAAGCAAAAGCUAAAUAAAU
Peromyscus leucopus (white-footed mouse) is the source of this 3359-nucleotide messenger RNA. RefSeq names its product colony stimulating factor 3 receptor (gene Csf3r). Gene Ontology annotation, molecular function: protein binding; cytokine receptor activity. Lineage: Eukaryota; Metazoa; Chordata; Mammalia; Rodentia; Cricetidae. Gene Ontology annotation, cellular component: membrane; external side of plasma membrane. The record is from RefSeq and is a predicted model, not a curated record. Gene Ontology annotation, biological process: cytokine-mediated signaling pathway; immunoglobulin mediated immune response. The coding region runs from base 425 to 2941 and encodes 838 amino acids. The transcript is spliced from 18 exons.